CAUAACGAUAUCAUCAUAUCCUUUUCUAGAAAUACGAAAAAAAUGAAAAAAAUAUAAUCUUUCAUCCGCGCAAUACAGAACUACCAAAAGUAAACGCAGCGAAAUGUAGUGGUUUGUAGAGUGCCUCUGUGAUUGGUGAAAACAUUUUUAGAAAUUCCUCUGAUUUUGUGCGUGUACAAUCAUUUGUUACCAUUCGAUUUAAACGGUUUUGAACAGAACAAACGCUAAGUGGCACUGUUAUAGACUGUGUUGUAUUUGUGUACGCAUGUGGUAUCACUAUGUGAUACCACAUUGUAAACGUCACCACGGAAAAGAAUAAGAAAGACGAAAAGCGACCCAAACGUAAAAGAAUCUCCGACAUGAGGAUCGACAUUCGGGGUGUAAAGCUAGCGACUGCACUCCGCAACGGAGUCAAAGCAGCUAUGUAUGAAAGCAGCUGCUCAUAUGGGGGAGGUCUAGAACUCAAACGAAGUGCACUAAAGGAAGACCCUUGGCCCACAGCAGAAUGGCCACCCUAUUGUCUACCUCAAUCAACAUUCGAGCAACUGAAACAGAGUGUAGAGAAGGCGAAGGCAGCAUUACAAGACAGAUCAGGACUUUUGGGCACAGCGACAGCGUUCGGUGACUUCUACGGGGGACAGUUAGGUCAAGAUACGACCGGUACAAACUUAGGCUUCAUACGUACAAGGAAAGAUGACUCAAUGAUAGGAUCUGUGGAUAAAAUCAAAGGAUUAGGUUCAGAAAAACUAUCAAGUGGACUGUCGAAAGGAUACUCUUCAUCUUCGGCUUUGUCUGACACCCUACGGUCUACAAAAUGUGCAGUUCCAGAUGCAUCAUACAAGUCAACGGCGUCGUGGUCUUCACCAAGCACAUCCGGACCAGGUGCCUCAGGCUAUGGCGGGAACAAUUUGUCAGCGAUGCCGAAAUCGCCUUUAGAAGCGCACACACAUCUCAGGCAACCGGAUCCAUAUCAGAUGUUUGGACCGACAAGCAGUCGUCUUGCUAACUCAGGUUCAGGACAAAUACAACUGUGGCAGUUUCUUCUGGAGUUACUGAGUGACUCUAGCAACGCUGGCUGCAUCACUUGGGAGGGAACAAACGGAGAGUUCAAGCUCACUGACCCCGACGAAGUGGCGAGGCGUUGGGGCGAAAGGAAGUCCAAACCCAACAUGAAUUAUGACAAACUCAGCAGAGCUUUGAGAUAUUACUACGACAAAAAUAUAAUGACGAAGGUGCACGGGAAAAGGUACGCCUACAAAUUCGACUUUCAAGGGCUGGCUGCGGCUACGCAACCGGCGGCCAGCGACCCCGCUUAUAAAUACCAGAGUGACCUCUUCAUGAGUUCAUAUCACCAUUCGGCCAAACUCUCGUCUUUCAUGGCUCCACACGCAGCAAUGCCGACGUCAACAGCAUCAAUAUUCCCGUCGCCGUCAUGGAGUAAUUGGGGUGGGGGUGGAGGUAACCUCUAUUCCCCCCACUCUAUGGCUCCUCCCCACGUGACAUCACAUUUGGGCUCCUAUCCACACUACGCAUGACCGACCUACUGAUCGUCGGAGUAUCCACAAUAAUGGAAAACUCGAACCCGGCUAUGUGACUCGUCAUACAAAAACUGUCAUAACUCGCAAAUUGCAAUAAAUUAAUUACUUUACUCGGCGCAAGAUGUUUAGUUUAUUUUGUCAGUUACAUACUUAAAAACUUUGCUAGUAAGAAUCAGAAAAGAAAAUUA
Molecule: messenger RNA, 1726 nt
Organism: Bicyclus anynana (squinting bush brown)
Lineage: Eukaryota; Metazoa; Arthropoda; Insecta; Lepidoptera; Nymphalidae
Gene: Ets65A
Product: DNA-binding protein D-ETS-3
Exons: 9
Coding region: 360-1535 (391 amino acids)
Biological process (GO): cell differentiation; regulation of transcription by RNA polymerase II
Cellular component (GO): nucleus
Molecular function (GO): sequence-specific DNA binding; DNA-binding transcription factor activity, RNA polymerase II-specific
Source: RefSeq, a predicted model, not a curated record